AUUUGUGCUUCACAGUGAAGCGGACGAAAGGCGCGCAAGCUACGAAGUGACAUAAGCAUACAGAGAACCCUUUCAGUUUUUGUUUUUGUUACUACCAGCAAGGAGAGUGUAUAAAAAGUGAAGAAAAAAAAGAAAUAAAAAAUAAAAAAAAUUAAUUUAAAAUAAAAACUAAUUAAAAAGUGUACUAAAAAAACAAAAUAAAAAAUCGCGUGCAGACUUUGCCGUUAUUUUUUCGAAAUGCAAAUUUUUUUUAAUUAAUUCUAAUUUCAAUGAAUUAAAUUAGCAAUUUUUAGCAAGCAAAGUGCAGAUUGAAGAAUAUUUGUUGUUAUUGUGUUGUGCGCAUUUUGAUUAAUAAAAUAAAAUAUAAAAAUAUAUAAAUUAAAAACAAAUAACAAAAAAAUUAACAUUCACAGUAAAUAGUAGACAUGUUCAAACAUGAAACUGUUAUGAGAACUGUAAACAAACAAAUAAAUAUAACAUGAUAUAAACAGCAAACGCAUGACAGUUGAUCACAGUUUAUAAAACAGUGUAAUAUUACAAAUUCUCAGAAACAAUUGUUUAUAAAAGUGUUUAAUACUACUAAAAACAUAUUUUCCACGAAAAAAAAAACACAUUUACAAAAACAAAAAAGUAAAAAAUCUGUAAUAAACAGUGCUAAUUGCUUGCCACCCAACAAAAAUAUAUUUAUCGUUAAUAAGCGUCGCACACAAAUCACAUCCAGAACAAGCAACUCAAUUAACAAGCACAUGAAAUGCGCUAAAAUAUGGUUUGCAAUAAUUUAUUUCUAAUUGAAAUGCAAAGAGUGUGAGUUGUAAUAAAAAUUUGCAUUAGAAAUUCUGCAUAAAAACAAGUUGUAUGAUAAUUCGAAAAAAAAUCUGUCUAAACACAGCCAGUUGUUUUGAACAGUUAAAAGUUCAAAGCCUUUGAUGCAUAAAAUUUGUUUGUUGCUAAAAAAUUAUAUUUUUUUCUCUCUCGCGCAAAAACAAUUAAAUUUUGUUUUGGCGUGCAAUGCACCGAUAAAAUUGCGAGUAACAUUCUGUGUGUUUGUUUUUAAUCACAAAAUUCAAAAAAAAAAAAAAUUAAAUGAAACAAAUAAAUGUGCGCUUAUACAUAUAAACCAAAAGUGCUAAACAUCAAUUGUUGAAUUUGAAACCGGCUACGAUUUUGUGUGCAUUUGCAUUUGAAGUCAGUAAGUGAAACGAGAAUAUUGACUGCAGCUCUGAUUGUGAAAUACUCAUGCUUCAGACACUUCUCAACUCAACUCAAUCAUGCACUAAUGCAACAUUUUGAAAGCGUAACACGUUCCACCGAAAAGGUAAAUUGAGCGAUAAAAAAAGAAUUGACUACAACAAAAAAACUGAAUAAAUGCGGCGUUAGAAAAAUAACAUUCCAAACAUAUUUCAACAACAACAACAAAACAAUUUAUUGUGCAAAAUACAUAAAAAAAAGAGUGUAGACGAGUCAACCAGCAAGCCGCCACGAUGGAGCAUACCGCCUGUCUGAAGCCAACGAAAGAUGUCGAAUUUCAAGAUGUUUACUACACCGUUAAGGAGCGCAAACACUUUAUUAAAGUCACUGGAACUCGUCAAAUAUUACGCGGUGUCAGCGGCAGCUUCCGCAAUGGUCAAUUGUCGGCAAUUAUGGGUCCUUCCGGUGCGGGCAAGAGUAGUUUACUCAAUGCUUUAUCUGGUUUGCGCACCUCAGACGUCGAGGGCCAUAUAAAAAUCGAACGCAAAGGUUCCUGCUACAUCACACAAGAGGACAAUCAUCAGACGCUACUCACCGUCGAAGAGCUAAUGACGCUCAGCUGCAAUCUGAAGCUGCCGCAUUGUAAACACAGAGCCGAAUUAAUUACAGAGAUACUUGAGAAUCUACACUUGAAUCAUCGGCGUAAUGUUUAUGCGGAAAAGUUGAGUGGCGGCGAACGCAAGCGGCUCUCCAUCGCGCUCGAAUUGGUGGCGAAUCCGAAAAUAUUCUUUCUCGACGAACCAACAAGUGGUUUGGAUGAAGUGACAGCGGCACAAUGCAUACGCUUACUCAGCCAGCUGGCGAAAGAGGGACGCACCAUCGUCUGCACAAUACACCAGCCUUCAGCGACGAUUUUCAAUUAUUUCGACAGCAUAUUCGUGCUGGCGAGCGGACAAUGCGUCUAUCAGGGUCAACCGGGUGCGGUGAUACCGUUUCUACGUCACGUACACAUUGAGUGCCCCAAAUAUUAUAGUCCAUCGGAUUACAUUAUUGAGUUGUGCGAUGCGGACGAGGGCAAGCUGAUACCACUACUCAGCGAGCUAACCGACAAUGGCAAGCUGAUAUAUGCGCCACAGUCGCAACAACAACAACAGCUUAAUGGUUUAAGUAAUACAACGACAUUGCCAGUUCCUCCACAACGCUCCAAAGAUUUCCAGCAAUCGGUGCGCACUUUCUUCGUAGAAGAACCCAGACGCAGUCGUUGGCAACAUUUUCUCUCGGCCGGCACGAAUUUCUCCACAGAUGGCACGCUUAUUGGCGGUGUAACGGCCUUCUAUGAGCAUAUGAAGACCUUUACGAAACUGCUGGACGCCGAACAUGAAGAGUCUUCGAGCCUCCAUCAGUUCUGUGUGCUCUUCAAGAUGAUGUCGGUGCGCAUUAUGCGCGCACGUGUCGCCUUACUCAUACAGUUCUUGCAUCACGUGUUGACGGCGCUGUGCUUCGGUUUGAUUUUUCUGAAUCUCGGCAAUCAGGGCUCUCGCAUGUUUGACCAUUUGAAAUUCUGCAUUGGUGUGAUCAUAAUUAUCGCUUACACACAAGUUAUGGUGCCGAUAUUGAGCUACCCGAUGGAAAUAAAAAUCGUUCGCAAGGAAACCUUCAAUCGUUGGUACAAAUUAACACCUUAUUAUAUGGCUUUGAGCUUCUCACGCUUGCCGCUACAGAUCGUUUUAAAUAUGAUAAUGCUAACCAUAAUUUAUUGGAUGAGUGGCUUGCCACCUCAGUUGUGGCGUUAUGGUCUCUUUGCCAGUAUUGGUUUGAUGACGUCAUUGAUUGCAGAAGGCAUGGGCUUGGCAAUUGGCAUGACAUUCAGUAUAACGAACGGCAGCGCUGUUGGCCCCUUAAUGAUUGCGCCCCUCAUGGGUUUGGCCAUAUAUGGUUUCGACUUUGCCGCACAAAUCCCAUACGCCAUGAAUCUGCUCAUGAAAUUCAGUUACAUACGUGUGGCUGUGGUGGCGUUAAUACUCUGCGUGUUCGGCUUUGAUCGUCCCGAAUUGGAGUGUAACGAAAUGUAUUGCCAUUUUGGUGAUCCGAGAGUAUUACUGAAAUUCUUAGACAUCGAACAGCUAUCGAUGUGGUAUCUCUUCUCACUACUCACCACGCUUAUGCUCUUCUACAGAGUGCUAAUGUAUUUGAGUUUGCGCAGACGUUGUGGCACAUAAAUAACGGUAUUAACGCGAAUUGUUAAAUUAAAUAUUGUAUAUGUGAUUUUUAGGGUUAAGUGGUAAUGUAAGGGUUAAUUAAAUUGAAUUUGAGGGAUUUUUGGUUAAAGUUUGUAAGUUGCUGCUUAAAUAAGGGUAUAUUAAAGCUAAAAGCUGCUGAAAGUGGUAUAUUAGUGUAUAUAAAAUUAUUAGUAAGCAAUUUUAUGCUGUGAUAAAUAUUUAGUAAAAUUAAGAUAUUUUUUGUAAGAAGGAAAUUGAUAAAAAAUUUGGUUAAACUGAAACAUUUCAUGUUUUUUACGCUCGGAAAAGAAAUUUAUUGUCAUAAAAUACUUAAAUAUAUUCCAUUUGUAUGUACAUCAAGUAUUUAAAUAUAUUUUUUUAAAUAAAAAUAUUUUUUAUGAAAAAAAUACAAA
Molecule: messenger RNA, 3820 nt
Organism: Zeugodacus cucurbitae (melon fly)
Lineage: Eukaryota; Metazoa; Arthropoda; Insecta; Diptera; Tephritidae
Product: ATP-binding cassette sub-family G member 1
Exons: 9
Coding region: 1482-3407 (641 amino acids)
Cellular component (GO): plasma membrane
Molecular function (GO): ATP hydrolysis activity; ATP binding; ABC-type transporter activity
Source: RefSeq, a predicted model, not a curated record